CCCCCUAGAUGGCGCUGCGAAACUCACGGAAAUCGUCUGCAGUUUCUCGCCGAUCUGUCCUCGAGAUUCCUGGCUCGGGAUCGAUGUUUCCUUCUGAAUUUUCGUGUUUUUGAAGCUUCCAAAAUGAAAACUUUAUUGAUAUGUAUCUGCGUGUUUUCUCUGAUGCAAAGUGCCGCGGCUGAUCACGAGGUAUCUGCAUCACAGUUUUUAAAAGGAAAAACUCACACAAACAACUGGGCUGUCUUGGUUGAUACCUCUCGCUUCUGGUUCAACUACCGACAUGUGGCAAAUGUGCUGUCAAUGUAUCGCUCCGUCAAAAGACUUGGGAUCCCAGACAGCCAAAUCAUCCUGAUGGUUGCAGAUGACAUGGCAUGUAAUCCUCGCAACCCAAGACCUGCAACUGUGUUCAAUAAUGCACAACAGCAUAUUAAUGUUUAUGGAGAGGAUGUUGAAGUUGACUACAGAGGGUAUGAGGUUACUGUUGAAAAUUUUGUUCGGCUUCUUACUGGCCGUCUGGCUCCCAGCACUCCAAGAUCAAAACGCCUCUUGACUGACGAUGGAUCGAAUAUCCUUAUAUACAUGACUGGCCAUGGCGGAGAUGGUUUCUUGAAGUUCCAGGAUUCCGAAGAAAUUACAAAUGUUGAACUAGCUGAUGCUUUUGAGCAGAUGUGGCAGAAGAAACGGUACAAUGAAAUCUUAUUUAUUAUUGAUACCUGCCAAGCUGCCUCUAUGUAUGAACAUUUCUAUUCUCCAAACAUUUUGGCUAUUGCUUCAAGUCUUGUUGGUGAAGACUCACUCUCGCAUCAUGUGGACCCAGCUAUUGGAGUCUACAUAAUAGACCGUUUCACUUACUAUGCUCUUGAAUUCCUUGAGAGAGUGACUCCUGACAGCAAGAAGACAUUGGCUCAGUUUCUGCAAGUGUGCCCAAAGCAAGUCUGCAUCUCUACAGUUGGUGUUCGGAGAGAUCUGUACAAGAGGGAUCCAAAUAACGUCCUAAUAACAGAGUUCUUUGGGUCAGUUCGAAACGUAGAACUUACAAAUCAGCUUCUGGAUCUUCCCCUGUGUGAAAGGGCCGAUCAGCUUCAGAUUAAUGACUCCAUAGAAAGUGAACCAAGAGAUGAAAAUGUCAAGGCUCCAAAGAAAUUAGUUUUUGCUAAUCAGCUGCCCCUUCAUCGAGCAUCAUAGAUAACCAGUUUGAGUUUGUGUUAUAAUCUGCAUGCUGCUGGUUUUUGUGGUUAGCAAUUUUUUUAUUAUUAAUUUUCUAAAAUUGAAAACUGAUAUACACCUACAAAGAAUUGUGUAAAGAUAAUGAAAAGAUGAGAACUUGAGGUUCGUAUUGUCAUUUUGUUCAUCUUGUUUUACAUUGAUUUUUGACAGCCUUGUAACCAUGAAGUUGCUUAGUAUGAUGUACUAAAAUUCAGAAAAAUAAUAUAAAUACAAUGGACACAUAUUAUAAAACAUAUAGUUGGUACAAAUAUCCUUACCUAUAAGUGCAAACGAGUAAAAAAAUAAAAAAUGCUUUUCAUUUCAGACAUCAUAUGGAAUAUAAUAUUUGAUAUUUUUGACAUGUGAAAUAUAUUAUAUUAUUUAGAAAAUCAUACUAUAUGGGUUUUAGGGCUUAUGACUUGAAUUCUUUGGAAAUACUAGAUAUAAUAAUAUGACAAAGAAAUGCUCGUAUUAGCAUUAUGCAUUUUUCUUGAUAAUGCUCAGCUGUGAUCAUAAACUGUUCAGGAACAUAUUAGGAAUGUGUGUUGUGUAUGAGUACAUUGAAAGUUCAUACUUUAUAUGGUUCCUUUUUUACUUUUUAGGUGUGAAUGUGAAUUGCUGCUGAAAACCAAACAUUUAAAAGACAUUUCUUCCUGCUUUUAAUAGUGAUGAGUUUGAUCUCAAUUUAUUUAGGAGACUAAUUUCUUUUCUCAGUACAUAUUGUUGGCAUUGGAUUUGAUUUUAAAAAACUUGGGUAAUAGAGUGACCUAACUUCACAGUAACCACAAGGCUUUCCCCAGAAUACUAUGUUUUAUUAUAGAACAAAUGUCUUUUCUGCACAUAUUUCUGUAUAACUUUCUUUCCAAUGUCUAGUUUCCUUAGAAAUAUAAAUCUGAUCCCAUCAUUCAGGGAUAAACAGUUUUUUGCUCCCUUGACUGGAGAAUAAAAUAUUCUGGUUAUAUUUUUCUUAAUCAACUUUCUUUGGAAUCGACAUUGAUUAUAAGGUAAACAUGUACAGUACUAUUUUUUAUGCUGUUAAAAAAUUAAUAUAUAGUACUUUAUGGUGUUACUAUGCUGAAUCACUUCAGCAUAAAGCAUAGUAAAAUAAAUUAUUGUAUUGGGAUAUAUUUCUCAUUUUUCAUUUUUGUACACAUUUAUAAGCAAUUUUAUAUUUCUUAUGAAAUUAUAGUGAGAGUAAAAUGAAAGGAAGAACUCAUGCUGUAGAUAAAUAUGUCUUAUUUGAAGAUAAUAUUAUUUUGUGAAUAUGUUUUGUGAAUACGAAGAUGUACAUGUACUUCUAUCAUUCGUGAUUAAAAUAAAAGAUGUGUAAAGCUGA
This is a messenger RNA of Penaeus indicus, 2542 nucleotides long. Its product is annotated as putative GPI-anchor transamidase. Gene Ontology annotation, cellular component: GPI-anchor transamidase complex. Lineage: Eukaryota; Metazoa; Arthropoda; Malacostraca; Decapoda; Penaeidae. The coding region runs from base 124 to 1185 and encodes 353 amino acids. The transcript has 8 exons. Gene Ontology annotation, biological process: attachment of GPI anchor to protein; proteolysis. The record is from RefSeq and is a predicted model, not a curated record. Gene Ontology annotation, molecular function: GPI-anchor transamidase activity.